Messenger RNA from Fusarium coffeatum, 972 nucleotides. RefSeq lists its product as uncharacterized. Bases 1 to 972 code for a protein of 323 amino acids. The record is from RefSeq and is a predicted model, not a curated record. The transcript has 5 exons. Lineage: Eukaryota; Fungi; Ascomycota; Sordariomycetes; Hypocreales; Nectriaceae.
AUGGAUUUCGGAAACCUUGGAGGAACCUUCGGCAACGUUGGAAAGUCGCUUUCCAACUUCGGGGCCUCUGUCACCCCCUUUGCGUCGCGCACUUUCCAGUACACCAAGGAGCAGUUCGGCCAGACCGAGGACAAGACCCAGCUCCCUCCCGACUACAUCGACCUUGAGAAGCGUGUCGAUGCUCUCAAGCAAGCUCACCAGAAGAUGCUUGCUGUGACCUCGCAAUACUCCAACGAGGCCUACGACUACCCCCCUAACAUCAAGGAGACCUUCCAGGAUCUUGGCCGCACCGUCAGCGAAAAGGUCAGCCUUCUUUCCACCGCCACCUCUCCCGCCGAAGCCCAGGCCGCUCUCGUCGCUCCUCCUGCUGCCAAGCCCCAGCCCAAGACUUUCAGCCAUGCUGUCGCCCGUGCCAGUCUGUCUAGCAGCCAGCUGCUUCACCAGCACCACACCGGUGCUGGCGAAGACCCCCUUGCGACAGCCCUGGAGAAGUAUGCGCUUGCUAGCGAGCGUGUUGGCGAGGCCCGUCUUGCCCAGGACGCUGCGAUUCAGAGCAGAUUCCUCGCUGGUUGGAACACCACUCUCAACACUAACUUGAACUUUGCUACUCGCGCCCGCAAGAACGUUGAGAACUCUCGUCUCUCUCUGGAUGCUGUCAAAGCUCAUGCAAAGGGCACCACUUUCCGCAUUGGCGGCCACCAGGGCGACCAGGCUCACGAGGAGCCAGAGUUGAGCCCUGAGGCCCAGGAAGAAGUUGAGAAGGCCGAGGACGAGUUCGUCACCCAGACCGAGGAGGCUGUUGGUGUUAUGAAGAAUGUUCUUGAUACACCCGAGCCUCUGCGAAACCUUGCCGAGCUUGUCUCUGCUCAAAUUGAGUACCACAAGAAGGCAUAUGAGAUUCUCACUGAGCUCGCCCCCGUCAUUGAGGGUCUUCAGUCCGAACAAGAAGUGCGGCGCGCCUCUGCCUUUUGA